Dicrocoelium dendriticum is the source of this 12549-nucleotide messenger RNA. The record is from the annotation of a GenBank genome assembly. Lineage: Eukaryota; Metazoa; Platyhelminthes; Trematoda; Plagiorchiida; Dicrocoeliidae.
AUGGAGAUUUGCACUAUUGGAAUCAAUGGAGUAGAAGAUAAGGAUGAAACACAGAAUAUCACUUUACGACGUAUACAUCCAAGAUUCCCCGAUAAACCAAAGAUUAGACAGGCUGGAAAGAGCGUCAUUUUUGAGGUGAUGCUUGAAGCCGACCCUCUACCAGAACUUCGUUGGACCAAAGCUGGAGUGGAAAUCAAAACUGGUGGACGUUACAAAACCAGUUGUCAAACCACCGGAACUCAACAUCUGGUGUCUCUGGAAAUAGCCCAGGUCAAUGCCGAGGAUGGAGGUGAAUAUUUGGUCAACGCGAAGAACAAACUGGGAGAUUCCACGGCCACAAUUAAUUUAAAUAUUGGUGGCUCGAAAGCACCAGCAAAUAAAGCACCUAAAUUUUUGGAAAAGCCAGUUAUCCGCAUGGAUAAGGCGAAAGGAGAAGUCGUCAUGUCUUGCAAAAUGGAAGCGAAGCCCAAAGCAACGUUGACAUGGUAUUUGAAUGAUGUGCAGGUGGAAGAAAUACCGGGAAAACGAUUUUGGGUUGUACAAGAACAGUCGGAUGAUAUUUAUCUGUUAGAAAUACACAUUGCUUCACCCAAACCAGAAGAUGGUGGGACAUACCGUAUUAACGCGAAGAAUUCUGCUGGUGAAAGCAAUGCCAAUAUAAACCUGAACUUACAGGGUCGGCUCACGGUAUUGUUGUUACCUGAAGUUAUAGACAAUUCCGAAGUCCUAUACACACGUACCGUUUUGAAUCGCGCGCUACUGGGCUGGCCACUAUUCCUGCACUGCAACAAAGUGGCCAACUACCCAGCCUCAGCUCGAAUAAGUAGGCACGGUUUCAGCUUAAAGAAUUUUAUGAAUGCUGACUCUGGGUCGUAUCGCCUUGUCGCCAAGAAUCCCCAUGGUGAUGCCGCAUCUAACGUGGAAGUAAAAAUGCCACGUAUUGUGGGCAUGCCAAACGUACGUUUCGAGAACAACAACCAACAAGCAGUGCUUGAGGUGAAGGUCGACUCAGGCAGUUUGCCUACCUCUGUGUGGUCCACAGGCGGGAAAACAAUUACUAUGGGUGGCCGCUACAGCACCAAUGCACAACUGGAGACAGGCGGUUAUCGAGUCUGCCUGAUCAUUAGUGACCUUGUAGAAAAGGACUCCGGAAAUUACGAGUGUGAAAUUUCCAAUGGCGUGGGGACCGUGCAGCAGUUGAUCAGUCUCAAAGUGCCACCAAAAGACAGCAAAGCUACGCUGCCUCAGAUCAUCGGAACUCCCGGACCCCAGCGAGCCGACGUUGGGCGUACAUUCAUCUUAACAGUGGACUUCUCGGCUGGUUCGGUCACCCCGCAGGCAAAAGUAUUGAAGAAAGGUAUGGAUUUGGCGAGCGACAAAAGGGCCACUGUGAGGGUAGAUGCCACAAAGCGGUCCAUUGUCAUCACCUUGAAGAGUGUAACGGCGGAUGACGGUGGCAGUUAUGUGUUACAGUUGCUGACCGAUGGCACAGUGUGCGACAAGACCAGUUUCGAUUUGACUGUCAUUCAGGAAGAUGAAGCCACUGAAGAGGAUGAUGAACUUGGGGAAUUGCAAGUUCCGUCCAACAGGAGUAGUCGUAGAUCGUCCGCAGCCAAGAAGGAGGAAGAUUUUCUUAACAGACGUGCUUCAUCGGAGAAAUCUGGUGGUCUGCUAGACCCGAAGGCUUUGGAGCAAUCUCUUCAAGCACGCAGAGACUCGAUGACAAACCGGCGAACUUCACUGGCCGAUGCCAUUCCAGGUUUUGCUGGUCUAAAACACCGCGAAACCCCAAAAGUUGAAAAAGAAUACUUCAUCGAAGAGGUGCAAGAUCUCAAAAUCAAGGAAGGUAGUAUAAAGGCGCUUCUGAAAUGUACUUUCUGUAAACCAACUUCGCGAUUUCGAUGGUACAAAAACAAACUGGAGAUCUUCCAAGGACCAAAGUAUAACUUUCUUCAAGAAGGCAAUGAAUACGCGCUGGAAAUCAAGCGGAUUGCGAUGGAAGACGUCGGCAAGUAUACGUGUAAGUGCAACGAUAUCUCAACUACUUGUACACUGGUGGUAGAAGAGCGGAAACAGACUUACCACUUCAAUCAAAAGCUACCCAAGACUGCCGAAGUUGUUCGCGGCAAAGACCUGACAGUGGAAUGUUCUGUGUCCGAUCCUCGUGCUCCAGUGGUUUGGUACCAUAAAGGCGAGAAAAUUGAGUACGUUGCAGGUAAGGUGGAAAUCAAGCGACGCGAGAACCGUUGUAUCCUGCGCAUCGUCCGAGCCAGACCGGAACAAGAAGGCGAGUACUGUUGCAUGGUCGAGGGCGAUGAAACCUACAUCGAUAUCGCGGUGGAGGAUCCGAUUGACUACGUCGUUGAGAGAUGCGAAGCCGGUUUGGGUAACUGGGAACGUGUGAUUGGAUCGGUGGUGGACAACUCGAUCGCCGUGCGCAAUCUCACCAAGGGGAAACAGUACCGGUUCCGAGUGGCAGCCGUGAAUGCAAUGGGCACAGGAGAAUUCGGCGAAACGGCGACGGCCAUUGUAGCCAAAAACCCUUACGAUCCUCCUGGUCCGCCAGAAAACUUGAAAAUUGAAGAAUUCGAUAGACGGUCGGUUACACUGGCCUGGAAACCUCCUAAGGAUGAUGGCGGUAACCCAAUUAAAGGAUAUCUGGUCGAGAAACGUACUCCAAAAGGAGAGUGGCGCAAAGCGACAAACAACAUUGUUCCCAAUCCCACGGUUAAAUUGACCAAUGUGGACGAAGGUCAAACGUACGAAUUUCGUGUCAGUGCUGUGAACGAUGCCGGUCCUGGGAAGCCAUCCAGUGCGACUGCACCACACACAGUCAAAGACCCCGUGUAUCCACCUUCGGCUCCCGAAAACCUGAAUGUCGACAAAGUGACCAAGAAUGGCGUCAAACUUUCGUGGAACAAGCCCCGACGCGAUGGAGGAGCUCCCAUCACAGGUUACGUGGUUGAAAAGAAGGCGGACAAUGGGGAAUGGGUACCCGUGUUGAAUACGGGUGAUACAUGCGCCUUUGUCCCUAUGAAGGAAGGUGAAGCUGCGGAGUUCCGUGUUCGGGCGAUCAACGAGGAGGGUCCCGGUGAGCCGACUAAACCUACCCCUGCAUUAACUGCAGCCGAUGUACCAGAACCUCCAAGGAUUUGUACCCCAGAAGAAGGCGUCGGUGGGCCCGGCUCUGGAGUGGGCGGUUUGAAGGAUAUCACUCUCAAGGCUGGGCAGAAUCUGCGCUUAGCCGCAGCCUGGUUCGGUUAUCCUCAACCAACGGCAGUGUGGACAACUGGUGGCAAAACGGUGAAGGUAGACGGUUCGAGAACUAAGACCUCAAAUGAACCACCUCCUCCCCCAGCGAAACCGGGCCCAGGAGGUGCUUUGGAGCAAUCACCCGGGGGCACCGCCGUCUUGGAAGUUCACUCGGUUCGUCGGGCGGAUGGUGGCGACUACGAAUUAACUUUGACGAACGACCUCGGUCAAGUGAAAACGUCGUGUCAUGUGGAGGUCCUUGAUGUCCCUGGUCCACCGGAAGGACCGCUGGAGCCCACUGAUGUGAACGCAGACGAGAUCACUUUGAAGUGGAAACCUCCUUUGGACGAUGGUGGACAACCAAUUACCAAUUACAUCCUAGAGAAAAGACCCAAGGGCUCUGAUGCAUGGCAGAAAGUGAGCAACUUCCUCAGCACCCCUACGGCAACUGUGCGUAAUUUGGAGACAGGCAAGGAGUACGAAUUUCGUGUAAUGGCCGAGAACGCUAUGGGCGUUGGGGAGCCGCUGAUGACUACCAAAGCUAUCAAAGCCAAGCACCCCUACGACCCGCCAUCGGGAAUGUCCAAACCGGUUGUUGAGGAUACCACGGAUGACUCCGUUACGCUGGCGUGGGAGCCGCCCAGGAAAGGUCCCGUCACUGGCUACAUCGUGGAGAAAAGGCCGAAAGGGUCGAAAGAGUGGAUUAAAGCCAAUCCGGCCAAUGUGACUGGCACCAACUACACUGUAAAAGGCCUUCCCAAGGGCAAAGAGUUUGAGUUUCGUGUGGUUCCGUACAACUUGGCAGGGCUCGGUGAACCCAGUGAGCCGACGGAUGUAACCAAAGUGCAGUUCCCAACAAACUAUGUAGUCGAGAAGAAUGAUGCCCUCACUGGAGUAUGGGAGCGUGUCCCCACUACCGUGACCGAUUGCAAUUGUCCUGUCCGUGGCCUUGUCGAGGGUAAACGGUAUCGGUUCCGUGUCUCUGCGGUGAACAUGAUGGGCGCCAGUGAACCGUGCGAAACGAGUUCUGCAAUCACAGCGAAAAAUCCGUUUGAUGCACCUGAUUCACCAGAAGACGUAAAGAUUGAUGAGUUCGACAAACAUGGCGUCAAGCUUUCGUGGAAACCUCCAGCAAGUGAUGGUGGCAAUCCCAUUCAAGGCUACCUCGUUGAGAAACGAACACCAGCAGGCGAAUGGAAGCCGGCUACCAGCGGCCUGGUGAGCGGACGCGAAGUGAAGUUGGAUGACCUGGAAACAGGGCAGACUUACGAAUUCCGAGUAUCGGCAGUGAACGACGCCGGCCCUGGAAGGCCCUCCAAGGCUACGGCACCACAAGUUAUCAAGGAUCCAACGUUCCCACCUGGUUCUCCGGACAACCUGAACGUGGACAAAGUGAACAAGAACGGUGUCAAAUUGUCUUGGCAAAAACCACGCAAAGACGGUGGUAGCAAGGUCACCGGCUACCAAGUGGAGAAGAAGGACGAUGAUGGUAACUGGGUCCCAGUCAAACAGACCACCGAACCAUGUGCCUUCAUCCCAAUGAAGGAGGGUGAGACUGGACAGUUCCGUGUACGUGCAAUCAAUGAGGAGGGGCCAGGGGAGCCGACUAAACCAACAGCGCCGAUUACAGCGGCAGAUCAGCCAGAGGCGCCGCGGAUAGUCACUCCGGAGGACUGUGUGGGUGGACCUGGAACCGGUGUUGGUGGUCUAAAAGAUGUCAAACUUAAGGCUGGACAGGAACUCCGACUUGCAGCCGCUUGGUUCGGUUUUCCGCCACCCACUUUAUCGUGGUCUCUUAACGGAAAGCCUGUUAAGGCGGAUGGUAAGAAGACAGUGGAAACCAGUGAGCCACUGCCUCCACCAGCCAACCCGGGACCAGGUGGAGCACUGGAACAGUCACCUGGAGCGACCGCUGUACUUACGAUUCCGAAAGCACGACGUGCAGAUGCUGGAGAGUACAAGCUAGCACUGGUGAACGAACAUGGUCAGGCGACAACUUCGUGCAAUGUCGAAGUGAUUGAUGUUCCAUCUGCUCCGACUGGGCCGCUUGAAGCCACCGAAGUGAAGGCGGACGAGAUCACACUCCGAUGGAAGGCACCUGAAGAUGACGGGGGCGAGCCUGUCACAAACUACAUACUGGAGAAGAAACCGAAAAACUCUCCCACUUGGGAGAAAGUCAGUGGUUUCCUCAGCUCGCCGACUGCCACCGUUCGUAACCUGGAUGAGGGUACUGAAUAUGAAUUCCGUGUAAUGGCAGAAAACGCAAUGGGAAUCAGUGAGCCGUUGAUGACGGACCACUCUAUCAAAGCAAAGCAUCCAUUCGAUCCACCCUCUGGUAUGUCGAAGCCGACUGUGGAGGACACGACUGACGAUUCGGUAACACUGGCCUGGGAGCCACCAAUCAAAGGUCCGGUUACGGGCUACAUUGUUGAAAAGCGGGCCAAAGGAGAGAGAGCAUGGUCCAAGGUUCCUAGCACUGGUCCGAUCACAGGAACCAAUUUUACAGUGAAGAAUCUACCCAAAGGGAAGGAAAUGGAAUUCCGUGUCAUCCCGAUCAACGCCGCUGGCCCCGGCGAACCAAGUGAGCCCACAGACCUGGUGAAAGUUCAGAAGCCUGUUGUUGCACCCAAAAUUGGAAUCGACGCCCCUCGAGAGGUGAAUGCUCGCCUCGGUGAACCGUGCAAGAUACGAAUUCCAUACACAGGAAGUCCACCGGACAAGGUCGAAAUGACAAAGAAUGGUGUCCCCGUCCCCCUGGACUCUGAUCGUUUCAAUGUAGAAAUCACACCCGAUGAAGUCAUAAUAACUGACAAGAAGGUGGUGAAAGAUGACGCCGGGCCCCACCAGAUCUGUUUGAAAAAUGAAAAGGGAGAAGCAACUGCUCCAGUCAUGAUCAAAGUACAAGGUCCUCCGGAGGCCCCAUUAGGUCCACUCGAGGUCAGCAACAUCAAAGGGGAUUCAUGCAAACUUUCUUGGAACCCGCCUUCUGACAACGGCGGCAGUCCUAUCACCAAUUAUGUGGUGGAAAAAAUGGAUAAGAGGACUGGUGAAUGGGUUCCAGUCAGUCGAUUUGUGCGCGCGCCAGAGUACGAUGUCACUGGUCUCGAGGAGGGAAAUCAGUACAAAUUCCGUGUGCGUGCUGAAAAUGAUUUUGGAGUCAGCGAACCACUAGAGACCGAUCGCACAGUGACGGCCGAGAGCCCUGCAACUACACCCGAUGCUCCAAGUAACCUAAACGUGGCCGAUGUGGAUGCAGAUAAAGUCACCCUCGAAUGGACUAAGCCUCGUAAAGAUGGGGGGAAACGCAUCACUGGUUACGUGGUCGAGUACAAACCAGUCAACGCGGACGAUUGGGAGAAGGGCCCAACAGUCCGUGAACCCACCGCAACAGUCGAUGGACUGAAGAAAGGAGAAAAGUACGUGUUUCGUGUUUGCGCCAAGAACGAUGUUGGGGUCGGAGAGCCCAGUGGUAGCACUCGUCCGGUGGAAUGCAAGCCGAAAUACACCACUGCGGAUAGCCCUGGGCAACCAACUGUGGAUGAUGUUGGUAAAAAUUAUGUGGAACUUUCUUGGCCUCGUCCGGUGAAAGAUGGUGGAGCACGUAUUACCGGCUACGUGGUCGAAAAGCGCAAGAAGAACUCACCGGACUGGGAACCGGCCACGAAGGAUGGAAAGCCAGUUAGUGGCAAUCAGGCUCGUAUAGACGAUCUGGAUGAGGGCGGUGAGUACGAGUUUCGUGUGAAGCCAGUCAAUGCCGCUGGCGUUGGGGCCCCGAGUGAACCCACUCCGAUGACGAAAAUACGACCUAAGAGAGACAAGCCAGAUGCACCUGAUGAUGUUAAAGUUGCCGAAUUGUUCGCCGACCAUUGCAAGCUCGAGUGGAAGGCACCGGAGCAUGAUGGCGGUUCACCAAUUACGGGUUACGUGGUCGAGAAAUGUGAUGCAGUUACCGGAGUCUGGGAGCGUGUUCCAAAUACGGGGACUGGCACUUCCUGUCCAGUGAAAGGACUAACCGAAGGAAAGCGAUAUCGCUUCCGAGUCGCUGCAGUCAACACCCUAGGUGAAAGUGAGCCGACCGAAGCGAUCGGUGCAUACACGGCCAAGAAUCCGUUUGACGUCCCCGAUGCUCCGGAUCAUCUGAAUAUUGACAGCUUUGAUAAGCAUUCAGUCGAUCUGUCCUGGAAUCCGCCCCAGCAUGACGGAGGAAACCCAGUCAAAGGUUAUUUGAUUGAGAAGCGCACACCAAAGGGCGAAUGGAAGCCAGCCACUGCAGGUCUGGUAAACGGAUCUAGCGCCCAUUUAACUGGUCUGGAGCCCGGCCAAACUGUCGAAUUCCGUGUCAGCGCAGUCAAUGACGCUGGACCUAGUCGGCCGUCUCGUGCCACUGCGCCUCACGAAAUGAGAGACCCAGUCUAUCCAGCCGCUGCACCUGAAAACUUACAUGUUGACAAAGUGAAUAAGAACGGUGUCAAAUUGUCCUGGCAAAAACCACGCAAAGACGGUGGUAGCAAGGUCACCGGCUACCAAGUGGAGAAGAAGGAUGAUGACGGUAACUGGGUCCCAGUCAAACAGACUACCGAACCAUGUGCCUUCAUCCCAAUGAAAGAGGGUGAAACCGGACAGUUCCGCGUACGCGCAAUCAAUGAGGAGGGACCAGGGGAGCCGACUAAACCAACACCGCCGAUUACAGCGGCAGAUCAGCCAGAGGCGCCGCGGAUAGUCACUCCGGAGGACUGUGUGGGUGGACCUGGAACCGGUGUUGGUGGUCUAAAGGACGUCACCUUAAAGGCUGGUCACGAUCUGGAACUUCCAGUUGCUUGGUUCGGGCACCCCGCGCCCACCUUCACCUGGACUCUGGAUGGCAAACCCAUCCGACCGGAUGGCUCCCGCAUUACCACAAGCGAUGGACGGUUACCGCCCCCAGCGCAUCCGGGCCCCGGUGGCGUUCUAGAGCUCUCUCCCGGCGGAGUCACUAUCUUGCAUGUGGGCAAAGUGACUAGGGCCGACUGCGGACGCUAUCAGUUGCAGCUGAGCAAUGAUCUGGGACAGGUGACUACUUCAUGUCAGGUGACUGUCAUCGGACCACCUGCUGCUCCAGGCGGUCCUCUCGAACCAGUUGAAGUCAAGGAGAACGAAAUCACGCUGAGGUGGAAGCCGCCGGAGGACGACGGUGGGGAACCAGUGACAAAUUACGUACUGGAGAAGCGUCCAAAAAGAUCGGACAACUGGCAGAAAGUCAGUGGCUUUCUCAAGACCCCCACUGCUACGGUGCGUAACCUGGAAGAGGGUGAAGAGUAUGAAUUUCGUGUUAUGGCCGAGAAUGCAUUGGGAACCAGUGAGCCUUUGGUCACAGACCACGCCAUCAAACCACGUCACCCGUUCGACCCACCUUCCGGAAUGUCGACACCAGAGGUUGUCGAUACUUCCGAUGAUUCCGUCACCUUGGCCUGGGACCCGCCUCACAAAGGGCCAACCACUGGAUACAUUGUGGAGAAACGUGCCAAAGGUGACCGAAGUUGGACCAAGGUAAAUCCACACCCCACCUCUGGGACUGAGUACACGGUAAAAGGCUUACCACAAGGCAAAGAGUUCGAGUUCCGUGUGAUACCCGUCAACGCCGCUGGCUCUGGUGAACCGAGCGAUCCGACACCACUGACUAAGGUGCAGAAGCCAACAGUCGCCCCGAAGAUUGGUCGGGACGCUCCCAGAGAAGUUAACGCUGUGGACGGUGAGCCGUUCAAGAUACGCAUUCCAUAUACCGGUAGUCCUCCAGACACGGUGCAAAUCACCAAGGAUGGCAUCCCGAUCGAUCCGAACAGUGGGCGCUUCCAGACAGUUAUAACACCAGACGAGGUAAUCAUCACGGACACAAAAGCCCAGAAAGAUGACAGCGGUAACUACAAAAUUGGACUGAAAAAUGCAAAGGGAGAGGACACUCUUCCAUUGAAGAUCAACGUUAUGGGGCCACCGUCACCACCACAAGGGCCGCUCGAAGUCUCCAACAUUAGAGCUGAUUCUUGUACUUUGAGCUGGCGCCCACCAUCGGACACUGGAGGUAGUCCAAUUACAAACUACGUCGUGGAGAGGCAGGACACAAACACUGGAGAGUGGGUCCCAGUGUCUAAAUUCGUUCGUGCUCCUGAGUACGAUGUGAUGGGCCUGGAAGAAGGGAAGAAACAAAAGUUCCGCGUUCGAGCAGCCAACGAUUUUGGAUUGAGUGAACCCUUGGAGCUUGAGAAACCGUUCAUAGCCGAAAACCCAACUUCUGCACCAGAGCCACCAGGUGUCCCCGAGGUGGCUGACGUUGACGCCGAUACCGUGACUUUGGAGUGGACAAAACCCAAGAACGAUGGUGGCAGCCGCGUCAAUAGCUACGUCGUUGAGGUGAAACCCGCAGUGGGCGGCGACUGGACGAAGGCUCAAACCGGACCAGUGAAGGGAACCAGUGCAACGGUGACUGGCUUGAAACCAGGAGAAAAAUAUAUGUUCCGUGUUUCCGCCAAGAAUGAUGCUGGCCUGGGAGAACCGAGCCGAGCAACACGUCCCGUCGAGUGCAGGCCCAAAUACGUCACAGCUGACAGUCCGGACAAUUUGAACGUGGACGGUGUUGGCAAGAAUCAUGUAGACUUGUCUUGGACGAGACCGACCAAAGACGGUGGGGCUCGCAUACUCGGAUACCAAGUUGAAAUGCGCAAAAAAGAUUCACCCGACUGGACUCCCGUCAAUCCGGUAUCCGAACCAAUAACGAGCCAGUAUUUCCAUGUUGACGGGUUAAAUGAAGGCGAUGAUGUUCAAUUUCGUGUACGAGCAAUUAAUGCAGCUGGUCCAGGAGAACCAAGCACUCCGACGCCAAUGGUUAAAGUGGAGGAUCGCAAAGCCACCGAGACACCGGACUUUGUAUCCAAAAUCAGACAGACGACAGCACCGGUUGGAGGUGUUGCAGUGUUCGAGGUGCAGGUGGACGGAAAGCCGAUGCCCACCGUCCGCUGGUUUCGUGAUGGGGUGGAGUUGAUGCCCGGAUCAAGAGUGCGUAUCCAACCUCCCGGACCAGAUGGGAAAGCCGUCCUGGAAUUAUCCGAUCUGGAUGACAGAGAUGGUGGUACAAUCACAUGCCAGGCGUCCAAUCCAUCGGGAAAGAAUUCUUGUUCAGCUCCGUUGGAAGUGCUAGGUGCACCGCGGGCACUAUCAGGGGUGGAUGACAAAGUAGCAGCAGAGGGUGAUUUGAUAAAGUUCAAGGUGCCCUACUCCGGUCGCGGUAACAUCAGUUUGAAACUGAAACGGGAUGGUCGAGAAGUGCCAGAGUCUCCAAGGGUGAAACUAAUGGACUUGGAUGGGAUGGCCUCUGUACAACUGAAAGAUCUUACUCGUGAUAUGGGCGGUGAGUACAGUUUGGAAAUCGGAAACGAGAGCGGCUUCACCUCUGUUCCGUUUAACAUUCGCGUCUUGGCUCCCCCGGGGGAAUGUCAAGGCCCUCUAGUUGCAUCCGAUACAACUCCCUUCAGCACUCGACUCAGCUGGAAACCUCCACGCUCCGACGGCGGCUCCAAAGUCACACACUACGUCGUCGAGAAAAAAGAAGUCGGCCGCGACCGAUGGGUUCCUGUGUCGUCUGGCUGCCGCGAGCCCACAUGUGAAAUUCAAGGUCUACAGGAGAACGGCCAAUACUUAUUCCGUGUGGCCCCUGUCAAUGACUGUGGCCAAGGAGAUUGGAUAGAAUUGCCUGAGCCAUUGAUCGCCAGAUAUCCGUUCGAUAAACCUGGUAAACCAGGUGAGUUGACGUGCAACGAAGUUGGCAGUGAUUUUGUCAACUUAUCGUGGACACGACCGAGCUCAGAUGGAGGCGGGCGUAUCCGGGGCUACUACAUUGAGAAGCGGGAGGUCAAUUCGCCCAACUGGUCCCGCAUUACUCAGCAACCUGUCCUCACGACCAGUUUCAAUGUGCCCAACCUGCUUGAGGAUUGCACGUACGAAUUUCGCGUGUUAGCAGUCAACGACGCUGGAGAGAGUCAACCAAGCGUUAUCGAUAGACCUGUUUUGGUCAAAGAUCCUAAAGCUGUUUCUCGACCAACCCUGAUCGGUAGUCUCCGAGCUCAAACAGUGAGUGAAGGUCACGAUGUGGAAUUUGAAAUCGAAGUUGAUUGUCCUUCUAAUUAUGAGGUGGUGUGGUCUAAAGGUCCUCGCGAUUUGGUCCCUUCGCAUCGCAUUGAAAUGAUCAAGGAAGGUCGCAAACAUGUUUUACGUAUAUGUGAUUGCGGUAUGGAAGACACCGAGGAGUACAGCGUCAAGGUGUUCAAUCGCGCUGGGUCGAAAAUCAGUCGUGCACCAUUGGCCGUUAAGUGUAAACCACGUAUUAACCUGCCAAGUCGUUGGCAAGAACCAACCGAGUGGGAUAAGGGUGACACCAUCCAAGUAAAGGUUCCAUACACAGGAUUCCCUAAACCGAAGGCUACUUGGAAGCUGAACGGGAAAGAAUUGCGAGAAGGAAAGCAGGUCCAGAUGGCACUGAAGGACCGUCACGCCAUUCUAACUCUGGAUAACGUGGGUGAAGAAUUUUCGGGCAAACUGCAGCUUGAAUUGGAGAAUGAAAUGGGUUCUGAUUCGGCAACGAUUGAAUUGCGCAUCAAUGACCGGCCCCCACCGCCCAUCAACCUCAAAGUCGAAGGAGUAGCCGACGGAUCGGCGUUACUGUCCUGGUCAAUGCCUGCGAACUCUGGUUACAUUUCACAAUAUAUCAUCGAGCGUCGGGAGCUACCCGGCGAUUCUUGGAUUAGAGCUGGGACCAACCGAUUUUCGACGUAUAAUUGUGAAGGUUUGGUCAAUGGCAAAGAAUAUGAGUUCCGUGUUAUUGCCGAGAAUCUUCACGGACGCAGUGAUCCUUGCAAGCCAACAGAAGCCCGCCUCAUCCAACCAGAUACGAGGAAAAGGGGAGACCGAAAAGGCGAAGGCCGUGGUGAUUAUACUGGACCUCCAAUUGACAAUUAUGACCGGUUCUAUCGAAACAUCUGGGAAUACAGCGAGCCAUUACCAACGCAAGUACACAAAGGAGAUAGUGUUUACGAUUACUAUGACAUUCUAGAAGAGUUGGGCAAAGGAGCGUUUGGUGUAGUGCAUCGGUGUCGUGAAAAGUCCACCGGUAACUUUUACGCAUGCAAAUUUGUGGAGGUCAAUUCACCACAGGACAGACAAAUCGUGCAUAAUGAAAUCGAAGUGAUGAAGGAUCUUCAUCAUCCAAAGCUGAUCCGGUUGCACGAGGCCUUUGAGGACAAAAACGAAAUGGCUAUGGUCAUGGAACUGUGA